AUGGCUUCAGUAAUUCAUGUCGCGGAUGAAAUUAGCAAUACUGAAUCCUUGCAAUUCUAUUUUCCAACAAUUAGAGUCGCUACAGAUAACUUUGCUGAUGCAAAUAAGGUUGGGAUAGGAGGAUUUGGUGCUGUCUACAAGGUUAGGCUCUCUGAUGGACAAAAGAUAGCUGUCAAAAGACUAUCCAUGGGUUCUGGACAAGGUGAUUUAGAAUUUAAGAAUGAGAUCUUGUUAAUGGCUAAGCUUCACCACCAGAAUUUAGUUAAGCUUCGAGGUUUCUGCUUGGAAGGAAAUGAAAGGCUUGUCAUUUAUGAGUUUGUGUCAAAUGGAAGUCUCGACCAAGUUAUAUAUGAUCCAACCAAGCGUGCAAAUUUGGAUUGGCGAAUGCGUUACAAAAUUAUUAUAGGCAUUGCUCGAGGUCUUCUUUACCUUCAUGAAGAUUCACAACUUCGCAUUGUUCAUCGUGAUCUCAAAGCAAAUAACAUUUUACUAGAUGAUAAGAUAAAUCCCAAAAUUGCUGAUUUCGGCCUAGCAAGUUUGGUUCUACUAGAUCAAACCCAUAGCAAUACAAAUAGAAUUGUUAAGACAUAUGGAUAUAUGGCUCCAGAGUAUGCAUAUUAUGGACAUUUCUUAGUAAAAUCCGAUGUGUUUAGUUUUGGUGUGCUAGUUCUUGAAAUGAUAUGCGGGCAAAAAAAUGGUCACUUCCGUAAUAACAAAAAAGAGGACGAUCUUCUUAGUUAUGCAUGGAAAAAUUGGAAGAACAUGACAACUUCAAAUAUUAUCGACCCCACAUUAGGAGUUGGUUCAAAAACCGAAAUAAUUCGGUGCAUUCACAUUGGAUUAUUAUGUGUUCAAGAAAAUGUAGCUGAUAGGCCAACCAUGGCUUCAUUCAUUCUAAUGCUUAAUAGCAACUCUAUCACCUUAUUAGUACCCUCACAACCUGCACAACAAAAGUGA
Quercus lobata is the source of this 957-nucleotide messenger RNA. RefSeq names its product cysteine-rich receptor-like protein kinase 29. Lineage: Eukaryota; Viridiplantae; Streptophyta; Magnoliopsida; Fagales; Fagaceae. Gene Ontology annotation, molecular function: protein serine/threonine kinase activity; ATP binding. Gene Ontology annotation, biological process: protein phosphorylation. The transcript has 6 exons. Bases 1 to 957 code for a protein of 318 amino acids. The record is from RefSeq and is a predicted model, not a curated record. Gene Ontology annotation, cellular component: plasma membrane.